This is a messenger RNA of Paraglomus occultum, 699 nucleotides long. NCBI's taxonomy places the organism in Eukaryota, Fungi, Glomeromycota, Glomeromycetes, Paraglomerales, Paraglomeraceae. The record is from the annotation of a GenBank genome assembly.
AUGGUUGCGUGGACAUCUCUUUGUGUCAUCUUCCUUGCUGUUGGUGCUGUCGUCGGCAACCCAGCAUCGCUGUUGAAGCUGGUCAAUGACGAAAGAAACAAAGUUGGAGUGGACCCACUUGUCUUGGACGCACGUCUUAUCAAGGCCGCGCAAGCUCAUUCGGAAUACCAAGCAAGUAUAAACGCAAUCACACACGACGACCCCAUUGGAAAUCUUGGCGAUCGAAUAAAAAAACUGGGGUAUAUCUACGAGAACGUUGGAGAAAAUAUUGCUUUUGGAUUCACAACUGAAGCUUCAGUUAUGGAAGCCUGGAUGAACUCUCCACAGCAUCGCGCAAACAUUCUUAACCCCAAUUUCAGACAUUUUGGUUCUGGCUUCACUAAGAACUAUUGGACGCAAAACUUUGGCAAUUUUCUCUAUGGUGGUGAAGUGGCUAUUCCACCAGCUUCCAAUUCAUUGCCACCUCUUGCUUUCACACCACAUCUGAGGACGGAUCGUACUGGUUACGAAGAGAAUUAUGACUCAAAUCUCGGAAUUGGUUUUUGGAGACUUUGUGGACUUCGUCGCCGCGUAACUAUACUGGCUAUUAGCGGCGAAUUUGAAACCAACCGUUGCUUCGUUCUUCGAAUAUACAUUGCGGAUCGAGCUGUGAUAAUACCUGAAUUUAGACAGGAUAGGACAAUCAGAUUGCGAUCGUAA